UGGAGACAUGCUGCAACUCAAUGUGGACCUUAAAUAGCUUUAUGAGGAACUCUCCAACUUCACAAGCGCAGCGAGUCUGUUUUCAUCCGCUGUUCUUGACUGAGGUGGAUUUCAUUAAUGGAUCAGGUCAAAGUGUCGCAUCCUCCUUACUGAAGCCCCGUCCACAUGACUGCCCGCCGCACCAUGAGCGCGUGUGACCGCAGUGCUUUCUGCCUACGGAGGCGCUUACUGGGGGCUCUGAUAUUGUUGGCUGCCAUGCAGCCGUCGCGCGCUGACUGCCCCAAAUCAUGUGUGUGUCACACUCCCUCUGAAGUGCACUGCGCCUUCAGGUAUCUGACCGCAGUACCUGACCACUUCCCACCAGCUGUGGAAAGAAUUAACCUUGGGUACAAUGGUCUAACUUUCUUGAGAGAAAGCGAUUUCUUGAGGCUUGAGAAGUUGCAACUGCUGAUGCUGCACAGCAACACCAUACACAGCCUGGAGGACAGCCCCUUCAGAGAUCUCAGGUCUUUACAGGUCCUGAAGAUGUCACAUAAUAAAAUCAAGGAAUUACGCAAAGACACAUUUAAAGGCCUGGACAGUCUGCUGAGACUCCACAUAGACCACAACCAGAUAGAGUUUAUCAACCCAGAGGCUUUCUAUGGCCUGACAAACUUGCAACUGGUCCAGCUGGAGGGCAACCAACUCCAGCAGCUCCACGCAGACACAUUCAUCACACUGAGACACAGCCAGGUUUUCAAAGUGUCCUCGCUAAGAACCAUCCACUUGUCAGACAAUCUUCUUAGCACUCUGCCUGCUGAUAUUUUCUUAGGCUGCAGUCAGUUGGAGAACCUCUUCCUCCAUGGCAACCCGUGGAGAUGUGAUUGUCAGAUGAAGUGGUUCUCAGAGUGGAUGCAAAGGAACUCUGGUGUGCUGAAGUGUAAGCGAGACAGGCAAGGCCAGCAGUGUCCUGUUUGUGAAACUCCUGCCCUUCACCACGGUCAACCUGUAUUUAUCCUCCACCGAGAUGCCUUUGUUUGUACCAAACCCUGGAUUAAAUCCCAUCUUAAGCAGAAAAAUAUAAGCCUGGAGGAAGGGGACUUUAUUCCUGUUUACCCCAAGGACUUUAUUGCCCCGUUAGGCUCCAUACAGAUGAACCUGACUGACCAGUCUUACCAAGAUGCCAGUCUAACAUGUACUGUUCAGAUGCCUACUGCUUUUGAAAACCUGAUGCAAACUGCAACAGAGGACGAGGGAAGAGCUGUGACAGGUCUUACCACCAGUAUCACUACAUAUCUGGUGUGUAACGUCGACCAUGAACACAUCCAACAACUCUGGCAGAUCUUGGCCACUUACAGUGACUCUCCUAUGAGGCUCGAAAGAGGCGUGAUGCUGGCCAGAACACCUGAAAUGAUUUACAGAUACAGUCAGGCGAAACCUGGAGAGGAAGGAGUUACAACAAACCUUAAAGCUGACAUUAAAGCAACUCCUGCAUGGCUAAUGCAAGGAGAAGUGAGCCUCCAGCUUGACCGUACUACAACCACCUAUUCUACCUUGCAUAUUAAGUACCAGUCAAUUGUCAGUUUAGAGCUCGAAGCUAUAACUACGAAAAGAGGUCGUUAUUCCUGGACCAUGAUCAAAAGAGACAAUCAAACUAAGACUGAGCACAUUGUGAUUGCAGGUGGUGUGGCAAAGUUGAGCUGUCAUAUCCAAGGUGAUCCAAAGCCUCUGACGGAGUGGAUUUUACCAGAUGGAAGUAAAGUCCGGGCUCCUUUUUACAGUGAGGACAGAAGGAUAGUGAUCUCUGCUGAUGGGGUACUAACUCUUCGUGGCGCAGAUGCCUCUGACACUGGUCUGUACCGGUGCAUUGCCACAAACUACUUGGAUGCGGAUGUCCUCACGUUUCGGGUAACUGUACUUUCUCCCGACGUGGAGGAGGCUGAGGUUAAUGGUCUUCAGCUCUCAAAGUCAAUUGAUGAUAAGCUUAUGCUUGACUGUAGCUCCACUGGCAGUCCCAGGGGCUCUGUUUCAUGGAUUCUCCCCGACCACUCAGUGCUCGACAAGUCUCAAGCAAAUAUAAAGGUGUUCGAGAAUGGCACACUUCUGAUUCAAGGCCUCACAGCCAGGGACAGAGGAUUUUAUAGGUGCUUGGUUGCUAAUCACCUGGGAAUUGACUUACUCGUGUCUCAGGUAACACUAUCCGAAGAAAGGUUUGAGGGCAUGACGGAUCUGAAAAGUGAAGGAUCAGGAAUGGCGAUGGACUCCAAGAUGGACUCCUAUUUGGAAGAUCAUACAGUCAAACUCAAAGAGAAUGAGUUUUCUGCUCCUUCAGAAAAAACGAGUCAGGAAUCCAGGACUGUCCCUUCAGAUCGGCCCUACCCUAGACUGCGACCACAGGGGAGAGGAAGUUCUCAUGGUAGAAUGGGACAAAGAAGGAGGGGAGCAGCUCACAACAGACGUAUGUGGAGUAGUAGGGUGUUUGCUCAAGCCUCCAGGAAGAUUGACCCACAGAAAUUUGCUGAAUUAAUGGAAAAAGCUCAUGAUGGAUCAAAAGUAAAGACCAGCACAGUAAGCGAGAGUGUCAAAAGUAAAAAUCCACACACAGUUUAUAUUGCUGAGGAGGAAACUGGUUCUGGUGGGGGUUAUAUAGAUGAGCAUCUCAAUGUGGCCCCAUGGAAAGUGAAACCAACCACAGAAACUAUGGAAACAUAUAAACCAAUAAAGCCUGUAUUCACACAUACACCAUGUGAGUUUCGGAUAACAGAAAUUUACCCCCUGGAAAGAACCAGCAUGCCACCUCCAGAUCUGAACCCUGUCACCAGGAGAGAUGAUACACAAGUAACUCACCUGAGUGUUUUGGAACAACCAACUGCGGAGAUGGAAACAUCCACUGGACCAGCCCUCGCACUGACUACAGACCCCAACGUAACUCCAGUAAUGGAUGAUCCAGACCUAUUGGAGUUCAUACUUCACACAGACCCAAAGAGCCAAAUGACUUUUACAGCAAUUACUACCACAGAAAGAGAGAAAGACAUAAUCACCUUCCACACUACACAAACAAUCAAGUCCCCGCAGUUGCCUGCCGGCUCCACCAUCAUCUCGAAGCAACAGAUCAAAAUAAUUCCACACAAGAGCAACAGAGGAACAAGUGGCAGGAGGACCCUGAAUGGUCGGAGGAGGUUAAUUAAACCCAACAGGAUCACUGACAUACAGUCUUUUAUCAAUCGAUUUAAACAGCCAUCUGUCAAGAAGGAAGAAAAUACCACAGAUUGUGACUGCAAUGAGAACAGGAAGACGGGAACGAUUAAUGCUCAGCCUGUCACGCCGACACUUUCCUCAAAUUCAUUUUUAAGCAAAAGAGAAAGGCCUACCUCUACACAAAAAACUGCAACGUCUGUCACAAAUCAUUACAAUGCAAAUACCCCUGUUAUCCAUGCUCAGUCAGGAUCAGAGGCCUCUUCUGAAUAUAUAACAUCUGCCGGGACACCAGAAAUUGACUCAACAAUCUGUCCUUUUCCUACCCCAAUAGAAGAACAGCAAAUUAGCACCACAAAAAGUACCACAACUAAACCCAAGGUUAUCCAUGGAAAGAUACCAUGGAACAGACUAUUUGGAAACAGUGAAAGGGUAAAACUGCUGGGCAAAUUAAAGAAACCAUUCAGUCAACCAAAAACUACAUUGGUUCCUGCACUCCCUACUGGUGAAACUACCACCAUGACAAUCCCACAAGGCAUCCUUUGGACUCUCUCACCAUCCAAAAGUGCAAACAGCAAAGAGAGCUCAUUAGAUGAUGAAGGUUUAACAUCUGGAGACUUUGAGUUUACAACACUUGGAACUGAAUAUUACCCAACCAAAACAAGUGCAUUUGAUUAUUCCAGGUCUUUGAACACAGCUCAAACACCAACAGAAAUACAAACUCUUCCUGCUCCACCUACUGCAGAUCAACAUUCAGUUGACAAUCCUGAUAGAGUAUUAACAUCAGGAUCUGGAGGUUCUUCAGAUCAACUCGCAAGCAACCAGAGUUUUGGUGGAAGAAGAAGACAACAGGGAGGAAGAAAGAAGCCUUUUGGGGGAAGGAGACUCUUCAAGAGACCGAAAUUUAGAAAAGUCAUUUCUAAGACAAAUGUGGUUUCGAAUGGAGAGGUUACAACUAAGAAAAAUGCAAAUGAUGAAACCACACAAUCUGUUUCAUUUUACAGUCCCACUUACACACUUUCAAACCCUCAUCAUACAACUACAUUGAUGCCUGGAACCACAAAGCAACCUUAUGUAACUGUUCAGAACAGAGUCAGCAAUGUCAGACCUCCAAAACAGAGAAAUAAUGGUGACACUUCUCACCAGUCACCACACAGGACAAUCAAACCUAUAGAAAACAGUAGCAAUGCAAAGGGAAAAGCAGAGAAAGGUCUUGCUUUUGACACAAUGACUACAUUUACAUCAGAUGAAUAUUAUUAUGUUCCUUCUAGAGAAAAAAAAGUCACUCAUAACUCUAUCCCUGGUGCCCCUAAUCAUUUCAUGGACAAUGAAGAGACCACUGCCAGGACUGUUCCAGUAAACCCAACAGCAAAACCCACAGGGAGCAAACCAAGGAUAGUUGGAGGAAAUGCAGCAAGCUUUACUGUUUUGUCCAACUCAAAUGCUUUCCUCCCAUGUAAGGCUGUGGGAAACCCGCCUCCGGUGAUAACCUGGAAACACUUCUCCUCAUUCACAGGAACCACUAUUUCCAUCACUGAGAAAACAGGCAGGUUUGAAGUGCUGAGCAACGGAACCCUAACCAUCCAAAAUGCCAAUAUUAAGGACCGUGGCCAGUACCUUUGUCUCGCUGAGAAUUAUCAUGGCUCAGACAAACUUCUUGUUACCCUCUCUGUGGUAGCCUACCCCUCACGGAUCCUUGAGCCAAAAAUGAGAGAAAUUAAAUCCCAAACGGGAGACAGAGUGGAAAUGAAAUGCAAAGCUGAAGGCCGACCGUUACCUAUGAUUUCUUGGAUCUUGGCAAACAGGACCCAAGUUAGGGGUGAAACUAUGGAGAGAGGAAGGGUACUGGUAUCGUCUGAGGGGACCCUGAUUAUUGACCAUGUGUCUAUUUAUGACAGGGGAUAUUAUAAAUGCUUUGCCAGUAAUCCAGCAGGAGCAGAUACGGCUACUGUUCGACUGCAGGUGGUUGCGGCACCCCCAGGUAUUGUCGAGCAAAAACGGCAGCAGCUGAAAGCCAGGUGGAGACAAAACCUGUGGCUCCCUUGCAGUAGCUACGGCACUCCACAUCCCAGCAUUCACUGGGUCCUCCAUGACGGAUCAGUGGUCAGAUCUCAUCCACAUAUGAGUGAAAAAAGGAUAUCAGUGCUUGCAAAUGGGACCCUUUUUAUAAAAGAUGUGAAUCCGGAAGACGAUGGAAAAUAUGAAUGUAUUGCUACCAGCUCCACUGGUUCAGAGCGAAGAGUAGUAACUCUGUCAGUGGAAAAACAAGAGCAUCCACCUGAGAUAGUGGAGACAUCUCAAAACAUGACAGAAAUGUCUUUUGGGGAUCAGUUAAGGCUCAACUGCUCAGCAACAGGAGAACCUAAACCAAAGAUCCUCUGGAGACUUCCAUCAAAAGCUGUUGUUGACCAGUGGCACAGGAUGAGGAGCAGAAUUCAGGUCCUGGUUAAUGGAACCCUCGUUGUCAACACAGUAAGUGAAAAAGAUGCUGGAGAUUACCUUUGUGUGGCACAAAGUCCAAUUGGAGAUGCUCUUCAGCUCAUGAGGGUCACUGUGUCGAUGAAGCCAGCCAAAAUAGAGCCUAAGUUUAAUAGGAAAAAACAGGUUCACUAUGGCAAAGACUUGAGAGUAGACUGCAAAGCCUCAGGAGCACCAAAACCUGAAAUCUCUUGGGGCCUACCAGAUGGCACCUUGGUCAACAGUGCUUUGCAGGCUGACGCUGGCCAUGGAGGAGGACGAGCACGUCGCUAUACGUUGUUUGAAAAUGGAACUCUGUUUUUGAACCAGGUUAGUACUUCUGAGGAGGGGGAUUAUACCUGCUACGCUGAGAACCAGGUGGGAAAAGAUGAGAUGCAUGUACAUAUUACCGUGGUGACAGCUGCCCCAAGAAUACGUCCGCCAAGCCAAACCUACGCCAGAGUGAAGCCUGGAGAAACUAUUCGCUUUGACUGUGAAACGUUUGGGGAGCCAAAACCAAAAAUUCUGUGGAGGCUAUCUAACAAUGAUGUAAUAGCGGUGUCAAAUGAGCGGCACUUAAUUCACGCCAAUGGUUCACUGGGUAUACGAGAUGUGACACUUAUUGAUGCUGGGGAGUAUGUCUGCAUGGCUCGCAAUCCUGUUGGAGAAAACCGAAGGACUUAUAAGUUAGACAUUGAUGGGGAUCCUCCGGUCAUCAAUGGCUACCAACAGAACAGAACAGUUAUCAAAGAUGUGGCUAUAAAACACUCUAGGAAACUUUUAGAUUGCAAGGCUGAAGGUGACCCCACACCAACCGUCACUUGGAUUAUGCCUGACAAUAUCUUUCUUUCAGCACCAUACUUUGGCAGCAGGAUUAAUGUCCAUCCUAAUGGGACUCUAGAGAUUCGGAAUGUGCGACCUUCUGAUAGUGCGGAAUUCAUUUGCUUGGCAAGGAACGAUGGAGGAGAGGCAGUGAUGGUCGUGCAACUGGAGGUUACCAGUGUGCUGCGUAGGCCAAUCUUCAAGAACCCCUUUAAUGAACGUAUUACGUCUCGGAUUGGAAAAACUACCAUUCUGAAUUGUUCAGCCGAUGGUCAACCAAGGCCUGAGAUCAUUUGGACUUUGCCUAAUGGAACACAGAUUACAAGUGGAUCCAGCCACAGCUCUCGUCUCAGACCAGGUGAUGAUGGGACUUUAGUCAUCUAUGGCUCCCGUGAAGAAGAUUCUGGAAAGUACCGCUGUGGGGCCCGGAACUUUGUGGGCUACAUAGAGAAACUAAUCAUUUUGAACAUUGGACAGAAGCCAUACAUCUUCACAAGGCCUAAAGGCGUCGUACGCAGCAUUUCUGGGGAACCCCUGUAUCUUCACUGUCUAUCUGAUGGAAGUCCCCGACCCAGAAUCUACUGGACUAUUCCUGGUGGUCACACUCUUUCUCAGCCUCAGAUACUUGGUCGCUACCAAUUGCUAGAGAAUGGUACUCUGGUUGUUCGUGACACUACUGUCCAUGACAAAGGGAACUACAUCUGCAGGGCUCGCAACAAUGCUGGAGAGGCACUCAUUACCGUUCCUGUCCUUGUGAUUGGUUACCCUCCACAGAUCACCAUGGGUUCACCUCCUAGGCUGACAGCAAUAAUUGGAACACCGUUAAAGCUCAGUUGCGCUGCAACUGGAAUCCCAAAGCCAGAAAUCACCUGGGAACUUCCAGAUCAUUCAGUUCUUUCAACAGCAGAGCAGGGUCGGCCUACGGGUAGUGAGCUGCUUCACCCACAGGGCACACUGGUCAUCCAGAGGCCAUCUUCUUCUGACUCUGGACCGUACAAAUGUUCAGCCAAAAACUACCUUGGUACAGACUCAAAAGUCACAUUUGUUCUUGUACUUUGAGAGGAGGUCGUAAAUUUAAAUGUCAACACUGAGAGAUCAAGCCACACCUGCAGGGCUGGCCCAAGCCUCCAUGGGGCCCUAAGUGAAAUUUGGUUUUGGGGCCCUGCAGUUCUGCUAACAAUAUGGACUGGCUGCAAUCAGCAGCCCGGUCAUUAGAUCAUUCAUAAACCUGCUAUAAACUUAUUGUAUCUCUGGAAGUGCUGUUUUUAUCAUAUACAUGUAUAAUAGGAUACAUUUAUUGGUAAACUGAUUUAUCGACCAGUUGAUUUCUGGGCGCCGAUUUCCUUAAUUUUGGGGGAUUCUGAUUGGUUGACACUUACAUGUGAAGCCCAUCUUAUCCCCUGAUCUUAUCUUCGUCAGCAAAGGUUUAAAAAAUCAGUCUCUGUCCUCUUCUGCUCUGCAGUGAGAGGUUUGACUGACAAACCGACCCACCAGGUCAGGUCUGAAAAUUUACACUUAACAAUAUUCACCACACUGUUGCCAACUGAGUGAUUUGUUUGCUAUAUUUAGCGACAUUUCAGACAAGAAAAAUUUAUAUCAGCCAAAAUCAAAAUCAGCAGGUCAGGCUUUCUAAAGAUUGGUAACCAGGGAUCGGCCAGAAAACUGCAAUUGGUGCAGCUCUACAUACAUAUUCAUGACGUUCUUUGAUUACAUAAAUUUUUCUUAAGCAUUACUCUAAUAGCUAAAAAUGUAAUUUAUACCAGGUGAGUCUUUCUCACCUGUGAAUGUGGAUUGGUACUGGACUGGACUGGACUUCAAAUGAUUUUAACAGAAGUUUCACUUAACUUAGAAGUUGAUAUAAAAACAAUGUUUGUUUUAACCACAAAAGGAUUAUGCUCAGCAGCAAACAACAUUAUCACCAGAGCAGCUCAUCGAUGUAGCAUCUAUGUAGCCUGACGUAAAAACGUUUGGCUAGACAAUGUCAAACAUUGAGAAGUUUUAAUUAUUGUUAUCAAAUGUUAUCAAACAUGGCAUUUUGAAGCCAAAAAUACCUCAGAAAUAUACAGAACCAACCAUGAGAAUCAACUCAUCAACCCUGCCUGCCAUUGCCAGAAGUGGAAACUAAAUGUCUGGACUUUCAUACGUGCUGCAGAAAUAAGUUGACCAACCCUGUUAAACUUGGGAAGUGAAUUGCGCUGAAUUGCAAUUCCCUCCUACUGUGUGGGCCAACCUUUUCACAUGGAAAUUGUAUUUAUUUCAAUGUGGGAUUUCUGCUGAGUGUCGCAGUCAAUCCACAUUGUUUUACUUGUUGCAAAAUUAAAAUGACAGGAGGUAAAGUAUGCAUUAAAAAGUCUUCUAAAGACAAUUUGAUGAAUUACACAGCUCUUUUAAUUAUAUAAAAUCAUAUGUAAGUCAUACACUGGAGACGUAUCUGUGAGAGCAGACAGACCACUUUUUCAAUACAGAAUUGGAUUUCUUUGAGUGUUUUGUGUCUUCAAGACGAUUAAAAAAAACUUCUAAUUUUUGAAAUAUAAGUAUAACACACCAAACAGCAACAAAAAUUACAGUAUCGCCUACAAUAAUCAGUAAUCACUUCGAAGUAUCUCAUAACAAUAAAUUGAAGGAUAAACAUGACUGUUUUUUUUCUUUCAUGUGGGUUUUGUUAAGUUAAAAAGUAGUACACUGAGAAAAUAAAAUAAAAAAUAUUUAAAUAAAGGUAAUGUCUCUGCUUAACAUUGAUGUUUAGCUACCCAGCUGUGAAAUUAGCCCUUUACCCAACUCCUCUGUAACAAGGAAGCCACGAGAGAAGCUUUUAUUUUUGUAGGUAAACUGUUUUACCGAUUUUCUCUCUUCCUGCAAACCAAACCAUGAAAGGGAUAUAAAAGAAGCAAAAGCAUUAGCUGUAUAGACCUGUGUAAAAUUAGGAAGACCUUUUAUUUAGUUAUCAUAACAUUUGUACAUGAUUGUUUUCAGGCGUUCCUGAAGAAAUUCAGCUCCUGCUCUCUGUUGUCCUGAGAAAUGUGGCAGUGUUUUGAGUUGUAUCAGCCACAACUUGUAUUAUUAUCAUUACUGAAGCAGUUAGACCUGUGCAACUGUUUAGGACAGCAAGACUGCUGAGCUUAUCGUUCAAACUGUUUCUCAGUCCAACACUCCUGUUAUUAUAAAGUUCUAAAGGUAGAGUGUCAAAAACAGGAGGAACUUCUUAAAGAGACAGAGGCCAAUUUCAAGUUGUCAAAUUGCGAAGUCAAAUUUCUUUUAAGUUAUAUUUGAUAUGUACAACAUUUUCAUACCAACUGAAGAUAACAGUUACUUGAUUGUGCUGUAAAAUGACACCAUAAGGCUGGAAAAUACAUAGUACUGGUACUAGUACUUUAAAUAUGUAUUUUCCAAUAAAUCAGUUUUCAUGAGUCAGGAAAAACUUUUUCAAAGUCUAGAAUCAAUCGAGAGCAGUCCAUAAUCACCAAGGCAAAUAUUGAGAAAGAGGGACUUGGCUUGUAAUGCAGAUUUGCAGAAAGUGUUUUCAUUUAUGAGUUGCAUGAUAAUAAAUCAAAAUCACCAUUCUUAAAACACUACAUAAUCUAUGUUAUUCAUUUUGCUGAAGAGAGAUUAUUAUUCACAAAAUGGGACCUUCGUGGAUAGCUUUAGUUUAUUUUUUCAGUUCUGCUGUUUCAGUUCUUAAGACGGGAUGUACUCUAUGUUGAAUAUUUAUGAGAACUUUAGACAAGAAUGUGUAAUGUACUUCAAAGAGCCUCAGAUAUUAUUGAAAAGCUACACUAAAAAUGCAAAGUAAGCUUAUUAUUCUUCAUUUUAUUACCUCUUGGCGUACUUACUUGACAUAAGCUGGAAGGUUAAAGUGCUAACUCUCCUUGAUGUUGUAGGAAAACAUGUAACACAUGCAAGGUAAAUUUUUCCUAACUAGAGCAGACAUUGAAGGCUGUUUAGCAAUGUUUUACAGUUUAUUGCAACAUUAUUACACCCCUUAAAUUUCACAUUUUGUGAAGAGAAGGAAACUUGUAAAUGAUUAAAAAAAUAAAAUAAAAUCAGCACAUAAAAUGUCUAAAAAGUUAAAUUUACAUUUAUGCUUAACUUAGAUCAAUGUCCCCAAGUCAUUUUUGCUUCUGGAUCUUAAUGCUUUUUUAGCGCUGUAUCUAAGUUACUAUGUUCAUUUCUGCAUUUCUUACAGCAUUUCACCAACUCAAACGAGAAAUCCAGAGGGCAGAGGUUUUGUUUUUACAUUUUCAACAAUUUCAAUUGUUGCAAAUGUUACUUACAUUAGUUAUACCUUUCUCUACACUCAGACCUGGUUUUGAAAUCAGGUUUCUCCUUUACCCUUUUGCCUAAUCAUUCAAUUAGUAACUGAUAUAUCCGACUACUGUUCUAAUCAACAGGUAAUAGUUAUAAUAGGGUUACAAUGUACUUUUAAGAGGAGAAAGGUACCUGCAGACAGACAGAGGAAAGGAAGUGAAAAAGUUUUGACUGGAUACACAAGGAAAACCACAGUAGAGUGAGACAUACUUUUGGUUUGUGGGACAAAUUCCAUACAUGAAAUAAAACGCUGGCUGUGCGAAGCUGGAGGCUAAUAUUUUCAGACGCUGGGAGAUCGCAAGCAGUGGUUUUCAGACACUACUCUUCUGUUAACAUUACAGGAUGCCCUUUCUCUUUAAAGCCUCAAGCUGAAGUCCCCUGAAGGACACAAUGAAUGCUUUCUUCUAUUUAUUUAUUUAUUUAUUUUUUUUCAGAAAUCAAGAAGAUAGUUUCAUAUGUUUACAAUAUUAGAGAUUCUUUCCGUCACUUUCAGCUUGUUGAAUACACAAAUAUCACGCAUACAUUAACUCUAUGAAGGAAAUGCAUUUGUCUGUAACAGCGGUCCUGCUGGAAUUUCUCACUGGCAGUGUAGAAUCCACACCUCCGACUUCCAGCUACAGGGAACAGCGAUCUCUUGCACCUCCCUUCAAGGUCGGGGCUGUCAGUCUACAACUGCCGUUCAGGUGUCUUGAUCUUUCUGCUGGAACCACGGGGAAUAAGAAUUUACAUGUCAGCAAAGGCUCGUGGGAUAUGCAUGCAGCGUUCGUUGAUUGUUGGAGGUAGCAGCUUUUAUGGAUGUAAGACUUUACAUAAAAAACUGCAUGAAACCCAGACACUUUCUUAGUGAUAAGAAGUUCAAUAAGAGAAAAAGUGAACCCCUGUAACUCCAAAGUGACAACAUUGGCACGGCUUCUUUUAGACGGGCUCUUUAUUAAACGCCGUGAAAACUAUAGAAGUAAAAGACAAAGCUUUAGAUAGAGAUACAUUUACAGACAGACAGGUGAUUUAACAAAAGUUACCUGCCACUUUGGACGUCUUUAAGAAACAAUCUUUGUCUUGUCCACUCUAGAUUGAAAUAUAUAGUAAUUAAAACAUCAUAACUGAUAAAUUCACAAAAUAUUGCAAACAUAAUUACAAAAUACCUUGACAGCCUCAGGAGACACGUGGCUGCUGCACGUAGCUCUGAUCCAGGCUUCUGUUCAUUCUGUUUACUCAAAUCUCGCAGUCUAUCUUACACGUGCAAAUCUCACGAUAACAAAAGCCGAUCGAGACGAAUUAAAUUACAAUCAUUUUACACAUUUCACACAUUAAAUACUGUUUGAAAUAAACAUACAUUUUUUCAAGAAAUAAAUUCUUUUGCUGACACUUACAACCCCAAUGGAUUCCAAGUUGUGGUGCAAGUCCUACUGGUGGGACUUGGUAAGAUGAAAAACCCAUAUUAACUCACGGACAGAGCUAAUAAUCAUCGAGAGCCAGAAACAAAGGUCGUGCACUCACAUUGGUUGUAUGUCAAACAGCUGCUCAAAAGAGGAAUGAGGUGGAGAAAAGUUUAUGUUCUCAAAGUACGAACUGAAGCAGAGGACCAUGGAAGUCCAGUCCGAGACCAAAACUAGGAUGUAGCAAUAAUAAAUAAAUAUUAGUUAACACUGUAGCAAGAUAUUCAGUCAGUUAUGUUGUAUAAUGCCAUGUGUGUCAGAUUGGGUGAGUCCAGUGUGACACUGGUACAAUGACGUAAAUUUUAAGCUCACAUCUGAAGAGCUUUUCUUAUUUCGCAAACGCUCAUAUGAAACCUGGACACUUUCAUUUGUACAUACGCAAGUAAAAAUAAUAAGACUGUGGGAAAUUAAUGACAUUUUACACAAACAUAUAGCUACAUACUUUGUAGGUUAAAUAAUGCUUCUACUUUUUUAAAAAUGGAAUUCUCAAACAAUAACAACAACAAAAACAAAGGAAAUAAGGAAAAUAACAAUGCUCCUGGAAAAUAAAUAAAUUGGGUUAAGUCACCUCACUGAAGGUAUUUUUGUUCCACUUUGGGUUAUUCUGCCUCCAGGCAUCUGUAAGCUUUAACCUGACUUAUUCAUAUAUGAAAUAGUUGUGUUGUGCUUUGGGUUUAUGUCUCUUAUUUCUCUGUGUGAAGAAAGAAACGUAAUCUUUUUGAGUAAUAGCAAUAGCGAUAAGCGUCCAUUGAGCUCUACUGUAAAAACAUUAGAGCCACCUACAAUGACAAGCACACAAACAUAAACAUAAAGUGUGUUUUCUUUUACUCGUAAGUUGGAAGCAAGCUUGUUAAAAGGCCUUCCAUUGCAUUCCUUGACUUAAUCUAGAGACCAGGUUUGGACUGUUGAGCAUGAAGUAUCAGAAACCUUUUCACAUUGGAACUGUAGUAAAUAAUCACGGUCAUAACUUUAGCUGCAAGCUCAAUGUUUUUCAGAAAGUAAACGUGGCAAGUAUUACAUGUAAUAAAAUCCUAAAACACA
Molecule: messenger RNA, 13235 nt
Organism: Gambusia affinis (western mosquitofish)
Lineage: Eukaryota; Metazoa; Chordata; Actinopteri; Cyprinodontiformes; Poeciliidae
Gene: igsf10
Product: immunoglobulin superfamily, member 10
Exons: 10
Coding region: 166-7512 (2448 amino acids)
Cellular component (GO): extracellular region
Molecular function (GO): protein binding
Source: RefSeq, a predicted model, not a curated record